This is a messenger RNA of Microsporum canis CBS 113480, 771 nucleotides long. RefSeq lists its product as hypothetical. Bases 1 to 771 code for a protein of 256 amino acids. The record is from RefSeq and is a predicted model, not a curated record. Lineage: Eukaryota; Fungi; Ascomycota; Eurotiomycetes; Onygenales; Arthrodermataceae. The transcript is spliced from 3 exons.
AUGGUUGACUUUACCCCCCUGAACGAGGUGGAGACCGAGCCCACGGACGUGAAGAUGGAAGACGCGAGUGAGAACGAGCUUUCCGAGGAGGAAAACACGACUCCCACCACCGAGUCGUCUCAGGAAGCCUGCGAGGCCGACGUGAAGCUUGAAGUCGAGGGAGACCAGACCCCCAAAGCUGCCAAGGGCAAAGGAGCCAAGGGGAAGGCCAUGAACGGCAAAAAGGCCAACGGGCCUGUCAAGGAAGAAAAGGAGGAAAAAACCCCCGUGACGCCUCGCAAGAGAGGCCGCAAAGGCAAGACAGCCGGUGAAGGAGUCGGCACCGUGACGGCCGAAGAGGCUGACGACGAAGCGGAGACGCCUUCGAAGAAGAAGCGCGGGACCCCCGGCAAGGGCACCCCCGGCAAAGCAGGGAAGCGCGCCCUGCCCGGCUCCCUCGAAGAAGCGAGCGAGGAAGACAAGAUGAUGCUUCGCAUGAGGGACGAGGAGAACAAGCCGUGGAGCGAGAUCAGGGCCGCAUGGGAAGAGAUCACGGGCGAGGCCGUGGGAGGCAGCACCCUGUCCAACCGGUACCAGCGUAUCAAGGCGAACUUUACCGAGGCGAAGUUGCUGCAGGUCAAAAUGGAGAUCGAGGAGAAGUUCGAGAGCGAGAAGUGGUGCCGCAUCGCAGACGCCAUGGAGAGCGCAGGUGGGAAGCGAUACCCUGCCGCUGCCCUCCAGAAGAAGUUCAAGGAGCUGGGCCGGAAGAAAGGCACGGGAGCAGACGAGUAA